UCCAGAAAGCAAAAAGGAAAUAAAAUUAUCUUUACACAAAACGUGCAAGGCUCAUACAAAUAUCUAAGACAAUGCUUGAUUGGAUACAUGGAAACUCUCGGUUACCACUCGCUUUAUCUGUUGUGGAGCUUUUGGUAGAUAUGGAUUGCCAAGGAUGUGAAAAGAAAGUUCGAAAAGCUAUUUCCAAACUCGAUGGAGUGGAUACGGUAGAGAUAGACGUGGAUCAACAAAAAGUGACGGUCACAGGGUACGUUGAUCGAGAAGAUGUUCUUAGAAUGGUGAAACGAACGGGACGAGCAGCAGAGUUCUGGCCGUUCCCUUACAAUGGAUAUUAUGGAGACUAUUAUACGUAUCCUUCUCAAUACUUGGAACAACCGAUUCAGAAGAUAAACCAUGCAGAGAAUACUAUUUCAUACAAUGGUAAAUACGAGGUCUAUGACGACUCUUCUAUCAACGGUUACAAUUAUCCUCGUCCGACACAAAAAGUUGAUGAAAAUGCUAUUCAUCUCUUUAGCGAUGAUAAUGUACAUGCUUGUGCUGUCAUGUGAUAUUUUUUUGUAUUAUUUGGAUUUUUUUCAUUCGUUUUUUUUUUGAAACUUAAUUUGUUCAUUCGUUUAUUCAUUUUGUAAUCACAUAUCAGAAAUUGUAUUCUGUUUGUCCCCUCUAAGUUUGUUUGAA
This is a messenger RNA of Eruca vesicaria subsp. sativa (arugula), 678 nucleotides long. NCBI's taxonomy places the organism in Eukaryota, Viridiplantae, Streptophyta, Magnoliopsida, Brassicales, Brassicaceae. The record is from the annotation of a GenBank genome assembly.